AUGGCCUCGGGUGGUUCACAGGGACAGGUACCUCCGCGGAAACGUAAGAAACGGGUGGAUAGGAAGGAGGCAGCGUAUGCCCGCGUAGUCGAGACCCUCGGUGAAGGAGGCCGCGAGUGGGAGCAAUCUGAAGGUGUGAUUUACCAGCUUCUUCAGCAUGGUUUUUCGGAGCGUGAAGUGCGUGCUAUUGUACUGUUGGAGGAAGCCGAGUGGCCAGGAUAA
Molecule: messenger RNA, 222 nt
Organism: Phytophthora nicotianae INRA-310
Lineage: Eukaryota; Oomycota; Peronosporomycetes; Peronosporales; Peronosporaceae
Exons: 2
Coding region: 1-222 (73 amino acids)
Source: RefSeq, a predicted model, not a curated record